AUGCCACGGUCGCUCCCAGCCGCCGCCGCCGUGGCCGCCACCCGCCGCCUCCUAUGCACCACAAUCACCGACGCGACCCCCUCCCCAGCCCACCUCCUCGCUCUGCCGCCCGUCGCGCCGUCACCCACCGCCGACGAGCUCGCGCGCCUGCUCCUCGCUCACCACAACCCCUUCCACCCAUCCGAGUCGCCGCUCCAGCUCCUCUCCGGCGGGGGCGUGUCCCUCUCCCAAGACCUCCUCGUGCAGAUCCUCCUCCGCCUCCGCGGGGCAUCCAAGCUCGCGCUCUCACUCCUCACCGCCGCCCGCCUCCACCCCUCCGUCUCGUCCCCGCCGAACGCCGACGCCUACGACGCCGUCGUCGACGCUCUCGGCCGGGCGCACCAGUUCGACGCCGCGUGGCGGCUCGUCGUCGAGGCCGCCGCCGACGGCGCCGCCACGCCCCGCACCUUCGCGGUGCUUGCGAGGAGGUACGUCGCCGCCGGGAUGACGAGGCAGGCAGUGCGCGCAUUCGAUGACAUGGAGGCCUUCGUAGGGAGAGAGCCCGACGCCGGGGAGUUCACCACUCUUCUUGACACGCUCUGCAAAUACAAGUACCCCAAGGUUGCUGCAGAGGUAUUUAAUAAAAGAAAAUAUAAAUAUGAACCAAAUGAAAAGAUGUACACUAUUCUAAUUUAUGGCUGGUGCAAAGUAAACCGAAAUGACAUGUCUCAGAAAUUUCUGAAAGAUAUGAUUGAUCAUGGGAUAGAGCCAAACAUAGUUACAUACAACAUUCUCUUAAAUGGUAUCUGUAGGCAUGCAAGUUUGCACCCUGAUAACCGGUUUGAUAGAACAGUUCAUGCAGCUGAGAAUCUCUUGAAGGAGAUGCAUGACAGGGGAAUUGAACCAGAUGUAACAAGCUACUCAAUCAUCCUGCAUGUUUACAGUCGUGCACAUAAGGCUGAGCUAUGCUUGUGUAUGUUCCGCUCGAUGAAGGAUAGAGGCAUUUGUCCCACGGUGGCGACCUACACUUCUGUGAUUAAGUGCCUUGCUUCGUGUGGGCGACUAAAAGAUGCUGAGAGGUUACUCGAUGAGAUGGCUAGUGAGGGUGUAUGCCCCUCCCCAGCGACCUACAAUUGUUUUUUCAAGGAGUACCGAGGGAGGAAAGACAUCACUGGUGCCCUAGAAUUGUACAAUAAGAUGAAGGCUCCUGGUUCACCAACUACACCAGAUAUUCACAGUUACAAUAUAUUGCUUGGAAUGUUCAUCAAGUUGAACCGACAUGGAACUGUUAUGGAACUUUGGAAUGAUAUGUGCGAAAGCACUGUCGGUCCUGAUCUUGAUUCAUAUACAUUACUGAUCCAUGGUUUAUGUGACAAGGAGAAAUGGAGAGAGGCAUGCCAGUUCUUCAUGGAAAUGAUAGAGAAAGGUUUCCUUCCCCAGAAGAUCACCUUUGAGACACUGUAUCGUGGGCUUAUACAAGCCGACAUGUUAAGGACCUGGAGAAGGCUGAAGAAAAGGGUUGAUGAAGAAGCAGCAAAAUUUGGUGACGAAUACAAAUUGUAUCACAUCAAGCCUUACAAGAGGUGAUUAGUUGUCAUAAAAUAGAUGAUUAUGUUUCUUCAUUUGGUUGGUUCGAGCAGUUGUAAUUAUACUGUCAUAUGUUGCUUGAUUGGAGCAUGGUUGGAAGAUGUAUCCUGCUACAUUCUGGGGUGAACUUUCUGAGCUAAGAAGCACUUGAGGGAACACAUGGCACACUACACUGAUUUGAAUGGAAUUGCGGUUUCUCAUGCAUGUGCUGUCUAUUCAGCGAAUCUCGUAUUAUGAUUCUUUGGUGUUUGGGUGAACUUGAAGGUAAACUUCCUUAUUACUGAUUUCAGAUGUUCAUCCUUAAUUUGGAUUUGUAAUAAACAGCUUUGUUGGACAUAAA
Lolium rigidum is the source of this 1906-nucleotide messenger RNA. Its product is annotated as pentatricopeptide repeat-containing protein At2g13420, mitochondrial-like. Gene Ontology annotation, molecular function: protein binding. The coding region runs from base 1 to 1566 and encodes 521 amino acids. Lineage: Eukaryota; Viridiplantae; Streptophyta; Magnoliopsida; Poales; Poaceae. The record is from RefSeq and is a predicted model, not a curated record. The transcript has 2 exons.